AUGCGAGGCUUAUCUACAAGGAUUCUCUUGCGAUCUAAGAGUAUUACUGCCAUUACAUUUGGUACCUUUCCACUGGUGAUACUGGCAAGAUACCACGCGACAAAAAUACCCGACGCCCACUUCCAUAACCCAUCGUCUUUGGAUUUAUUGCGAUUCACUCUCACAGCUUCGACUUCACAAACAGAGCCCAAUGACAAUGUCAACUCAAAUUUACAGCAACAAGUUUUAGAUCUUCUUGACACGGAGUGGCCGCUCAACAAACACAAUCCACCUCCAUCCCUAUGGUGUUCUCUAAAGGGUGUUCAUCCCAUGCACCGAAAUGAAGAGGUAACCCGCCUUCGUCGAGUGACUGAACUUUCUGAUUUGAAACACAUGGUCGAGAAAUUGGUUGUUGAUGAGGAGGGAGCGCUAGGCCUACAGGCAAAAGGAUGCAUGCCUUUAUUUGAGGCACUCCAACGCUGUGCGCUUCAUAACACCUGUAGUGAGAUUGUUGCCGCCAUCGAUGAUAUCAUCAUCAGACUGGCCCGACUUGAUUUGCCCCAAAAAUCACAGCUAUUUGAGAUAGGGAUGUGUUAUGCCUCUCUCCAACUAUCAGUCCCGGACAUUGAGCGAUUCUUCCAUGGUUAUAUUCAGUCGAGUUUCCAGCAGGGUACCCAAUCGCUGGAUUUUGCAGAUCAUAUCAUCCAAGCAUUGUAUGCAUCAGUUGAAUCAGCAAUAUUUGAGAAUAAGAAUUACGACACAGAUGUUCUUCCCACUCAGAUUAUAGGUGAACCUGGCUCAAGUUCACAGAAAGCAUUCAGACUACAUGACAUAUUGCGCAGGGUAUGCCCAGGAGAUCGAGUUUACCUCACCACAUACCUCCAGUUACUCUCAAUGCUCCGGAGACCAGAAAUCGUCGUUGAAUUAUGGGCUGAACUAUUACAUUUUCUCUGUGAGGAUAAUAAAAAAGCUUACCACUCUGCAUAUAGUAUCGUUCAGAUCCUGACUCGGACUGAACAACCAGAAACGGCCUUGAGACUAUUGGAAAAGCUCUCUACAAACUGUGGUAAUGAUUUACCGCACAUAUCAUCAUUCCAUGGUCUGCAGGCUUUCCUAGAUAAUGUCAUAAUUGCUAAGGCACUGCCUGACUUGGUCAGUGAUGGCCAUUACAUAGAGCUGCUUGGUAUGUGCCUUCAAAACAUGGAAGAACAACUGGGCAUACGAUGGUCAAGAACUCGAAUGCCAGGAGUACUAAACGAACUCAAAACCCAUCAAAGCAUCACUCCGGGUUCUCCAUGGAAGCUAUUUGAUGAGCAGCCUCUACUCACUAUUGACGGCGAUUGUGCUGGAUAUGACGAUAUAUCUCGAUUUUUUGCAGUACUUCUGGCACAUGGGUCCUCAAAAUCAGCAAAAGAAUUGGGCCUCAUUGUGGAUUUAUUGCAUGAUCAAGACGGAAAUUCGCAGAUGGUUAGCGCAAAAAAAUUAGACCCAGUACUUAGGCGCGCCGCUUGGUUAAAAUCUCCAUCUUUGGAGCUUCUGUGGUGUCCUCAACACUCGCCGAUUGAGUUUUCCAACUCCCAACUGCCCCGUUUGACGGAUUUUGAGAGAAUGUGGACCCCAGCCUCCCUCGGCCUGAUACGUGCAAGCAUUUCCACUAACAGCGAAACUCGAUCAUGCUUUGGAAGCCUACAUCUCAUGCAGUUGGGUCUUCUGGAAAUGCGAGAUGGACCAAACAACCCUUGGCAACCCUCAGGAUACAUUGUGGCUUGGGACCGCCAAUUCAACGAAAUGAUCGCCCUUUUUGUUGGGAAGAGUGCCGGGGUUAUUGACUGUGGAUUUACAUCACCAGAGGCUCUCUUGGGGACUGUGGUACAUCUCCAACUCUCCCACGUGCAAAAAGAUUUGUCCUUAUUUCCUAGCUCCUUUCUUCGGAAAUCGGCUGCUUCAUACUACUUGGAAGUAGAUCCGAGCCCAGAUCUGGAGUUCUGA
Molecule: messenger RNA, 1968 nt
Organism: Penicillium taxi
Lineage: Eukaryota; Fungi; Ascomycota; Eurotiomycetes; Eurotiales; Aspergillaceae
Exons: 1
Coding region: 1-1968 (655 amino acids)
Source: RefSeq, a predicted model, not a curated record